Molecule: messenger RNA, 1110 nt
Organism: Diaporthe citri
Lineage: Eukaryota; Fungi; Ascomycota; Sordariomycetes; Diaporthales; Diaporthaceae
Exons: 3
Coding region: 1-1110 (369 amino acids)
Molecular function (GO): catalytic activity
Source: RefSeq, a predicted model, not a curated record
AUGAUUGCAGCGCAGUUCUGCGCCUUGGACUCUCGCACUGAUGGCAUCACUCGUCAGGGCGGCGGCGUGCCAUGCCUCGCCUGUGUUCCUGUCAGCAGAGCGACGACGGACAAAGCGCUCUCCCUGAUCCACCAAGCAGCAAAGAACAAGGCCAAUCUCAUCGUAUUUCCGGAGACGUACGUACCUGCAUUCCCCCUCUGGAGCUCUCUGAGAGCCCCAACUGAGAACCAUGACCUGUUCCGACGCAUGGCUCUCGAAAGUGUCUUCGCAGAUGGAGAGGAGAUCCAAGCUAUCCGAGUCCGGGCUACGGCGAAACAGACCGGGGCUAUCCAACGGGGACGUGCUGGUCCAUCACCGGAAACUCGUGCCGAGAAGCUGACCUGGAGCAACGGCGACGGACACGGCCUGAGGGUUUCGGAGACAGCCUUCGGGAAAAUAGGAAACCUCAUCUGCGGCGAGAAUACAAACUCGCUAGCCCGGUACUCCCUCAUGGCCCAAGGGGAACAGAUUCAUAUCUCCACCUGGCCUGCAGCAUGGCCGACCAGGACGGCGAAGCCGGCGUCAUCGAACGUGAAAGGAAGGACGAGCGAGGAUAGUACGAAUGUGACUUUGCCGAUCGCAAGGAGCCGGAACUACGACAACGUUUCGGCCAACAAAGUGCGUGCAGCUGCUCAUUGUUUCGAAGCAAAAUGCUACGGGAUAGUGUGCGCCGGCGUUCUUGAGAAUGAAGCCAUCAGUGUCAUCGCCGACGGUGCUGAGGACCCGGAAAGAGUCUCUCAAGUCUUGAGAGAUUCGUCGAGAAGCGUCAGUAUGUUUUUUGAUCCUGCGGGGGCGCCAAUUCAAGCUUUCACGGUCAACAGCGCUGGUGAGAGAGAAGCAAAGGAGUUCUUGCAACAUGAAGAAGGCAUUUUGUACGCGGAUUUUAACCUUGAGGACUGCAUCGAGGGGAAACAGUGCCACGACAUAUCCGGGGGCUAUCAAAGGCUGGACGUUUUCGAGCUCAAGGUGAAUCGUCACCGGAAGAGCCCUGCAGUAUUUUUGGACAGCGUGCAGGGCAAACCCGUCGAUAUUCGGACCACAGCUCAGCCGACAGAAGCGAUAGAACAGUAG